Messenger RNA from Porites lobata, 5026 nucleotides. The record is from the annotation of a GenBank genome assembly. Lineage: Eukaryota; Metazoa; Cnidaria; Anthozoa; Scleractinia; Poritidae.
AUCUUGUUAGCUGAUAUCAGCCUUGCUGACUGGGGUCGCAAAGAGAUCAAGCUUGCUGAAAAUGAAAUGCCUGGCUUGAUGGAAAUGAGGACGCGAUAUGGCCCCACCAAACCUUUGAAGGGAGCUAAGAUUGCAGGUUGCCUUCACAUGACCAUUCAGACAGCUGUUCUCAUUGAGACUUUGACGGAAUUGGGUGCUGAGGUAGGUAGCAUGAUUUUUAACUGGUUUAUGUAUAAAUCAGGAAUGAAACAUGGGAACCACUAUCAGUCUGAGCUAAGGUUAAAAGACCAGUGCACAAAACAUAAAAAGAAGGUAUAAAUAACACAGCAAAUGCUUAACCCUUUAAGUCCCAAUAGUGACCAACAUCAAUUUUCUCCUAAUAAUAUCCAUACAUUGUCAAGAGAUAAAAUUAUGAGAAUUAAUAAAAUGAUCUCCAUAGAGAAACUGCCAUGAUCUUUUAGCAAAUUCUCUCAACUAAUUCUUGAAGGAAAUGUAUAGAGAUCAGUUUGGAGAAUUUGCAUGUGGAUAUUGGGGCUUAAAGGGUUAAAGGAGAUCAAGGGAGAUCACUCUUGCUGAGAAUGAAAUGCCUGGUGUGUUGGAAAUGAGGAAGAGACAUGGCCCCACCAAACCUUUCACGGGAGCCAAGAUUUUUAUAAGCUGCUACAGCACAACAUUGACACUAGACAUCAGGUCACCAUCGUGCAAAUAAUAACAAUCGCGACAGGCGUGUUAAAUUCAUGCCCUCAGUAAGUGUGUCACUUUGUCAAUCCUGUCCAGGUUUUAAUGGUAUGUGUUUCAUCAGCAAUGCAAGCCGCCAAGGUCUUUUUUGAACAAAGAAUCUUUCCACUGAUCUUCAUUUCAACAAUACAACAAACCUUUGUGAUCUGUGAUUUCCUUCACCACCUCUACUAAUGCUCAUUGAAUGUCAAAUCAUUCUUUGUGAAUGCCAUUUGAACACUCCACAUUUUCUUUCAUAUUACAGGCACAUAGUUCUAUUAAAGUGACCUCGAAGAUCUGCCCUUUGAUUAUGCCAUUUAGUGGUGAUUUUCACUGCCAGGAGCUACAUGAUUAUAACGAUCUUGUGUUUUCUUUGAUUGACAGUUUCCUUGCACAACUCGAACACUCAUCACCUCUGAAGGCUCUUAACCAAUAUGAAUUUUCUACACUCUCGGAAAGCGGAAAAAAAUUUCCUUCAUGGGCCUUUCAGGCAGGCAAUCCUUCUCCCCUAGUGUCUGUCUGUCUCUCUCGUACACUCUGUUUUUUUUCUUAUGCCUAUUUCUUCCAAGUGCCUGUCACGCAGGCUGUGCUAGAGUUAGCUAAGUCCCAUUGGAGUCUGAUAUAUGGGGGUGCUGUGACUAAGAGAGAAGGGGCCUAUGGUUCCUUAUUUGAGAAGACUAAAAGUGCCUUAGUAACCAUUAGCAAAAAAGGCAGCUGCAUCUCUUCUGAAGCCACCUAACAAAUUGAGAUACCCUGUUGGCUCUUUAUUUAAUGUAAGCUUGUGUAUUUUCCCUCACAGGUUCAGUGGUCAUCAUGCAACAUCUUCUCAACCCAAGACCACGCUGCCGCAGCCAUUGCCAAGACUGGUGUCCCUGUUUAUGCCUGGAAAGGAGAGACUGAUGAGGAGUAUAUCUGGUGCAUUGACCAGACACUUGUGUUCCCUGAUGGGCAGCCCCUUAACAUGAUCCUUGACGAUGGCGGUGACCUCACCAACCUCGUUCACGAGAAGUACCCCCAGUACAUGGAAGGUUGGUGGAGCCAACAUCCUUGAAGAAUUCUAAGCUUCACUCUCAUUUUAUGAAUGAGCUGAACUAUAGGAGAUUAGCUGAUAGUAAAGAUCUUUCCUUUAAAUUCAUGUUGGGGGAUUUGAAAAAGUUGCAGGCACUUGGUACUAAACUUGCUGCAUUCAGAGAUUUAAAAAGUCCUAAACUGCAGAGUUACCGUAUUUAUUCGAAUUAGCGCCCACCACGAAUAAGCGCCCAUCCUAAAGACAGAAAAAGUUAAUGAGCGCCUAGCCUCGAAUAAGCGCCCACCCCCUCCUCCUCCCAAUCAAACUCAAAUAAGUGCUCACCCCCACCCCACCCACUUGAGUGAAUAAAUUCUAAUAAGAGACUUCCCCGAGGACGGAGUUUUCUUCAGAGUAUUUUACAGAAAUCGUGCUUUGUUACUUCUUCUCGUUUUGUUAUUAGCAUUUAUUGUUUUGUUGCAAAAUAAACAUACUACACUUGCUGAAAAUGGUGAAAAUUUAAUAAGCACCCAGCCUCGAAUAAGUGCCCACUCUCAAAGUCCAAAAAUUUAAUAAGCCCCCAGGGCAGUUAAUCGAAUAAAUACGGUAUCUUGCCAGAAUGAGACAAAGUUAAAUAAAGUUUGCCAGAAGGGCAUGACUAGCUGGCCUAAAGCUGUUUAGUUAGCAUUUGUCAUCACAUUUGAAGUAGGCAGGAAAAUGGGAAAGGUACUAAGCCAACGUUUUGACAUUUUCUAUUGUGUUUCUAGUAAAGAAGCCAAGACAAGUGCAUUUGUAUCAGCCAGGCAGGGUCUAAGGCCCUUGUGAUAAAUUAAUGACAGCCUUAGACAUAACUUACUGUCCUGUCUGUCAUUUUGGUUAAUUCUCUUAAGCAUGUCACCAUAAUUUGAUUGUCUUGAGUAAUAAAUUUGUGUUAACGCCCUAUUCAGGUAUCAAAGGUCUUUCAGAGGAGACCACAACUGGAGUCCAUAACUUGUAUAAGAUGAUGGAGAACAAGCAGUUGAAGUGUCCUGCCAUCAAUGUGAACGAUUCUGUCACCAAGAGCAAAUUUGACAACCUUUAUGGAAUCCGUGAGUCUCUUGUUGAUGGUCUGAAGAGGGCUACCGACAUUAUGCUUGCCGGCAAAGUCUGUGUUGUAGCUGGGUAUGGUGACGUCGGUAAGGGUUCAGUGCAGUCCCUGAGGGGAUUUGGCGCCCGCGUCCUGGUCACUGAGAUUGAUCCUAUCAAUGCUUUGCAAGCUGCCAUGGAAGGUGAGAUACUAUAUUUGGUUUUACCUGAUUUGAAUAUAACACCAAGUAACUGCUCCUCCAAAUGAGAGCAUGUUGUUGAUAAUUUACAGUUAGCUCUUUAAUAGGGACACCAAAAGGAAAAAGACAAGUGUCAGCGUUAUAGAAGUAGGGAUAUGUUAGCAUACUUGGGACCAGUGGAACUGUCUGUAAUAGAGAGGCAUUGUUAUUGUAGAGGUAGGGGUUGCCUGAAGUUUGGGCUAAUUCUAGGGGACUAAGAUAACUGUUCUUAUCAUAGAGUUGUCCAUAAUAGAGGUAGGGAUUGUGAAACUGAAAGAAAUGUCUUUAUAAAGAGGUGUCCAUAUGAUGGAGCUGUCUGUGGGGAGAAGUUUGGUGGUGUAACUUUUUGUACUUUAAAGUGACUGAUGAUGAUGUAUUUUCCUCUUCUUUUCAUAGGAUAUGAAGUUGUUACCAUGGAAGAAGCCGCCUCCCAGGGACAGAUCUUUGUUACAUCGACUGGUUGCAGUGGAAUCAUCACCAAAGAACACUUCAUGCAGAUGAAGGAAAAUGCCAUCAUCUGUAAUGUUGGUCAUUUUGAUUGCGAGAUUGAUGUUGCUUGGCUUACUGAGAAUUGUAAAAAAGAUAACAUCAAGCCUCAGGUAAGUCUUAAAGAUACUUACAUGUAUCUCGAUAUACAAUACUGUGAUAUUGCCAGGCAUUCAAUAUUCUGUAGUAGCAUAAUACAGCGCAUAUUGUAAAAUUGUAAAUUGCCUAAGUUUUGAACUCGUAAUUGCCACCCCCUCACAAGGCCAUUUUCACAAUGAUGCCUUUUGAAUAUAAAAGUGUGUCAUGACAGAAAUAUAAAUUUUUUAAAUUAUGGGAUUGGCUGGCAUCCAAAAAAAAAGCCCCCUCGCCAAAAAUCUGCUUGCUAGUGCAAACUGGCAAGGAUAUGUAAGCACCGUUAUACUCUGAUGACUUCAUACAAGUCUUUGUAAAACUGCAUCAUGGCGUUUUUUACAAUACAUUGGAGUCAUCGGAGCAUAACAGUGCUUAUUAUCUCCAUACCAACUAUACACCAGCAGGCUGCUUUUUGGCAGGUUAAAAAUUUUCAGCUUGUGUUUUGUGGAUAUGCCAACCUGUCCCAUAAUUUCACAAAAUUGAAUUUUGUGACGUCGUCACUUCUCUUUUCUAUUCAUUUGUUUUUGCCUCAGUAUCUAGAUUUAACAAUUUAUUACCCUUAUUAUUUUACAAAAAGAAAAGUAGCAGUCUAAAAGAUUCUGCUGGUUGGAAAAUGACAUCAUUAUGCACUAGUUCUGGUCUCCUUGCAAGAAUUAAUUUAUUAUUGUAAAUUUAUAAAUUUUUAAGUGUAUAAAUUUAUUCAUAAAGUGAUUGUAUUAAAAUGUAACCAUAGGUCGACCGCUUUGAGCUUCCCAAUGGUCGCCAUGUUAUCCUCCUUGCUGAGGGACGUCUUGUGAACCUUGGCUGUGCCAUGGGACACCCUUCUUUUGUCAUGAGCAAUUCCUUCACCAACCAGGUCUUGGCUCAGAUUGAACUCUGGACAAAGACUAAGGAAUACCCAAUCGGUGUUUACAUGCUCCCCAAAAAGGUAGGUCAAGAAAGAUAAAUAAUAGUUUUAUUGUUGUAAUAUCUACAGUAUUGGGUUACCCAUUAUGACCCUGCUUGUUGGUUAACUCUCCCAAAAUGUUACCCCGGUAAAUAUUUGUUUUACUUUGUCUGCCUGUCAAGGGGAGAUUGUUUGCUAGAACAUGGAUGCGCUAGGUGACUAUUCAACAUACCUACUGCUCAAACAAGCCGUUUCGCAAUUGUAGUGGUGUCUGUUUUAUACGAGAGAGAGUUAACUGUAUACUUUCAGGCGACUGAUCAUUUGUUAUUUCCAACACUGAAUUAUUUUUCUUUCCUUCGCCAGCUCGACGAGGAAGUCGCAAGACUGCAUCUCGAUCAUCUUGGUGUCAAGAUUACCAAGCUCUCAGACAAGCAGGCGAAUUAUCUUGGUAUCUCUGCUAAAGGCCCUUACAAACCAGAGCACUACCGCUAUUAA